AUGGUGCCAAUUUUAAUGAUGAUGCAUAGUUUGGCUAGUAAACGACGAAUUGCAAGGCAGCAAAGUGAAAUAAAAACAUCUAAAAUGGAUUGUUGUAGGACUUGCUUAAGUGCUGAAAAUCUUAGUGAUAUCUUUAUUAAUAAGGAAACGAUUAUAAAACGGACGCAAGAUCUGAAACUUAUCACAGGCUUGAAGAUUAAUUACCAGGAUGGCUUAUCACAGAAAAUAUGCAAAAUGUGUUCAGAUAUAAUAAGAAUGGCAUUAAAGUUCCGUAGAAAAAGUCAUAAAGCUGAAAAAACCUUGUUAACAAUGAAACAUAAAGAUAUUAAAACAGAAAAAAUAUGUGAUAAUGUAAUUAAAAAAAAAGAUCAUAUUGAAACAAAUGAUUAUAGUUAUAAUUAUUAUGAUGACGAUUUUGACAAUCAUGAUUAUGAUGACGAAAAACCUAAGGAAGUUAAACAGAAAACCCUGCUCAAGAAAAAGCGUGCCAAAGUACCAAUAGCAACAUUAUAUAAGUGUAAUAUAUGUAAUAAGGAAUUUCGUAUGAAGGCAACAUAUAGGGCACACAUGCGAUUUCAUACUAACUUCUGUGUUUGUGAGGCCUGUGGCAAACGAUGUAGGAAUAAUAAUCAAUUACAAGAGCAUAAAAGAGCAAGACACGGCUUGGGCAAAAUACAUAAGUGUGCUUACUGUGAAUAUAGUUCAGCUACAAAAGAGGCCCUUAUUAUACAUGAGCGUAGACACACUGGUGAAAGACCGUACAUUUGUGAUCAUUGUGGAGCCAGCUUCUAUCGUAGAUCUACUCUUGUACAACACAUAGCUAUACACUUACCAGAAAAGAACUUUCAAUGUGACAUGUGCCCAAAAAGGUUAAAAUCGAAGAAGUUUCUCCAAAUACAUAAGCACAAUGCACAUACCGGGAAACGGUAUGGGUACCUUUGUCCAAUAUGUGAACACCGCUUUGAGAAACCAAAUAAAGUCAGAGCACACACGAGACGGGUACAUGGUGUACCUGAUGAACAGCAUGGUGCUAUUGUGAGAAUUCAAUUGUAG
Messenger RNA from Pieris macdunnoughi, 1053 nucleotides. The record is from the annotation of a GenBank genome assembly. Lineage: Eukaryota; Metazoa; Arthropoda; Insecta; Lepidoptera; Pieridae.